Pseudomassariella vexata is the source of this 813-nucleotide messenger RNA. Its product is annotated as family 61 glycoside hydrolase. The record is from RefSeq and is a predicted model, not a curated record. The transcript has a single exon. The annotation marks the transcript as partial. Lineage: Eukaryota; Fungi; Ascomycota; Sordariomycetes; Amphisphaeriales; Pseudomassariaceae.
CCAAGAUAUCCUCUUUAACGAGUUUACAUUCUUUCAACCCUGGCUGGUUUCCUGUCCAAAAACAUCAGCAUUUCUCAAGUACCACUUUCGCUUCGCGGGCACCUUUACCCAAGUCUUCCACGAAUCACCAAGAUGAAGUUCACAUUCACCACCGCCUUCGCCCUGGCAGCAAGCGUUGCCCCGGCCUUCGCCCACUACAAUUUCAACGCCCUCAUCGUCAAUGACGAGGUGACCGAAGAGUACGUCUACGUGCGCAAGAACACCAACUCUAACUCGCCCGUGACGGACGUCACCUCCAACGAUUUCAUCUGCAAUGUCGGCGGUCUCGACUCGGGCUCUACGACCAAGACUUACGACGUCGCGGCCGGCGACCAGCUUGGCUUCACUGUCAUGAGCGACAUCAGCCACGCAGGCCCCGUAGCCGUCUACCUCUCCAAGGCGACUGGCACCGCUGCCGCCUACGACGGCUCUGGCGACUGGUUCAAAAUCUACGAGCUGACGACGAGCUCCAUUACCGCCGAUGGUCUGCAGUGGGCCAGCAACGCAAUCACAAACUUCACCUUCACCCUGCCCACCGAGGUGCCAUCUGGAGAAUACCUUGUCCGUGUUGAGCAGAUCGCUCUGCACAGCCCUGGGGCGCCCCAGUUCUAUAUCUCCUGCGCCCAGAUCUCUGUCACUUCCGACUCAACCGCCACACCUUCCCCCGCCAUCGCUAUGCCCCUUUACUCUGGUGAUGAGGAGGGUCUGACUAUUAAUAUCUACUCCCCCAUCCCGACCUCGUACACGCCCGCUGGCCCCGCCCUGUGGCCUUCU